Neoarthrinium moseri is the source of this 4317-nucleotide messenger RNA. RefSeq lists its product as uncharacterized. The record is from RefSeq and is a predicted model, not a curated record. Gene Ontology annotation, biological process: negative regulation of transcription by RNA polymerase II. NCBI's taxonomy places the organism in Eukaryota, Fungi, Ascomycota, Sordariomycetes, Amphisphaeriales, Apiosporaceae. The transcript has 6 exons. Bases 1 to 4317 code for a protein of 1438 amino acids. Gene Ontology annotation, cellular component: Sin3-type complex; chromatin. Gene Ontology annotation, molecular function: transcription corepressor activity.
AUGAAUUCGCAUCCAUCAGACGACAUGGCGCAUCGAGAUCGCGACUCCGCCGAGCGACACCACCGAGACAGCCAGUACCCUGCGCCCACGGGGACACCACACCACAGCAACGCUGCCUCUUUGCCCAUCCACCAGCCCGUCGCCUCGAGGCUCCCGGGCGCCAUCCACAGCCCCGGCGGCCUCCUGGCGAGCCACGGCUCUGCCCCGAUUCCGCUCGGCGCACCUCCAGGCGCAUCCUUCCCUGGCGGUCCCGGCCCCGGCCCAGCCGAGUCGAACCGAGCCCCCCAACAUAACGCCCAGAAUGCGUCGAGCCAGAUGUUCACGGCCAUCAGCGGCCCUGGUCCGAAUGCAGGCCCGCCAACUUCGUCGGCCGGAUCCGCGCUCGCUCUAGGUCCUCCGUUGCAACAGGAUGCUCGCCCUCCGGCCGCCCAGACGAUUCCAUUUAGUGGUGGCAGCGCCGGCGGUCCUGCAGGUCCCCCUGUGCCGCCCGGUGGUGGCGCACUGCAACAAGGUCAACAGCCUAUUUUGAAUGAUGCUCUCAGCUAUCUCGAUCAGGUCAAGGUCCAGUUUGCAGAUCAACCAGAUGUCUACAAUAGGUUCCUCGAUAUUAUGAAAGAUUUCAAGAGCCAGACAAUCGACACCCCAGGAGUAAUCAAGCGUGUCUCCGAGCUCUUCGCGGGCCAUCCCAACCUGAUCCAAGGUUUCAACACGUUCCUGCCACCCGGAUACAGGAUUGAGUGUGGUGAAGGCAACCCCAGCCACAUUCGCGUUACUACACCGAUGGGCACCACCCUACAGCCAAUCACGGCAGGGAAGUUCAACUUCGUCGACGGGAGUCAGAACCAGCCGGCAUCGGGAGCCAACUUCUUCAACAACCGCACCAGCAACUGGCAACAACAGCAAUCGCAGCCGCAGACCAGCAUCGAAAGCCCCGAGGCCCAGUUCAGUGCGCCUGCCACAAGUGGUGCUGGCAUCUUUAGCCAAGGUCAAGGUGCUGCCCAGAACGCUCCGUUUGACGGUCCUGGUUCUGCUCAGCAACAACGGGGAACUUCGCAGGUUCCCAAUUCGACGACGCCAAACGCUGCAGGUACACGCAACGCCCUUACCCCCACGCCCGGCGCUCAGGGUGCUGCGAACGGUGCCAACGUCCAGAACGCCGGCAUGGAGAAACGUGGCCCGGUCGAGUUCAACCAUGCUAUUAGCUAUGUGAACAAGAUAAAGAAUCGAUUCCAGGACAAGCCCGAGAUAUACAAACAGUUCUUAGAAAUACUGCAGACAUACCAACGAGAGCAGAAACCCAUCCAAGACGUCUAUGCUCAGGUUACGAGCCUGUUCAACGCUGCUCCCGACCUUCUCGAAGACUUCAAGCAGUUCCUCCCCGAAUCGGCAGCAUCAAAUAACAAGAGCGGGCCGCCGCGACCUGAAGACGCCGUGGGUUUGAAUAGUCUCGUACAGUCCACGCCGCAGCCUAGCCACACGGUGAGGGACGGUCAGAAGAUGCCUCCAGUGGGUAACUUUGCUCCGCCCAGUGCCACCAAAGAUACCAAGAAGCGCCCUCGCAAUGAGAAGGCUACGCCGGUAGCAGCACCUAUCAUGGCAGACAGCCUUGGACCUGGUGGACAACGCGCCAUCCCUGGGGUCUCCAGUACCAGCAAGAGACCAAAGCUCGCGCAUAAGCCGUUGGCAGCAGACGUACCAUCAAUUGAGCCAACCUUGACGCCAGUGAUGCCUGAACCUCUUCCUCCGGCCCCAGAUAACCAGUGCUCCUCCGAGGAGCUGGGCUUCUUCGAGAAGGUCAAGAAGCACAUCGGUAACAGAGCAACCAUGGUGGAGUUCCUUAAGCUCUGCAACAUGUACUCGCAAAACCUCAUCGAUAGGGACAGUGUGGUUCACAAGGCAAGCCAGUUCAUUGGUGGUAACCCUGAGCUACUGAAAUGGUUCAAGGAGUUCAUGGGCUACGAAGGCUACGACGAAAACAUUGAGAACCGACCCCGGCCUCCGAGCGAGAAGGUAUCGCUGAGCAAUUGCCGCAGUGUUGGGCCUAGCUACCGUCUUCUGCCGAGAAAGGAGAAGUUGAAGCCUUGCAGUGGUCGCGACGAGAUGUGCAACGCUGUGCUCAACGACGAAUGGGCUUCGCAUCCGACCUGGGCUUCCGAAGACUCGGGCUUUGUAGCACAUCGCAAGAACGCCUUCGAAGAAGGUCUCCAUCGAAUCGAGGAAGAGCGCCAUGACUACGACUUUAAUAUCGAGGCCAAUGUUAAGUGCAUUCAGCUGCUGGAACCCAUCGCACAGCAGAUGCUCAAUAUGACAGCUCAGGAGCGUGAUUCCUUUGUGAUGCCUCCGGGUUUGGGUGGUCCGAGCACCUCGAUUUAUAGACGGGUCCUGAAGAAGAUUUACGGUAUCGAGAAGGGUGCUGAAGUGGUCAACGACAUGUUUGAGCACCCCUUCGCUGUUGUGCCUGUGGUUCUUGCUCGUCUGAAGCAGAAGGAUGAGGAAUGGCGAUUUACGCAACGCGAGUGGGAGAAGGUCUGGCAAGCCCAGACCGAAAUCAUGCACCUGAAGAGUCUGGAUCACAUGGGCAUCCAGGUCAAGCAGAACGACAAGAGGAACCUCUCGGCAAAGCACUUGAUCGAUGUUAUCAAGACCAAGCACGAGGAGCAGCGACGUAUGCGCUCCGUCAAGGCCAAGGUGCCCCGCUUCCAGUUCUCGCAUGAACUCGGUGACCAAGAGGUCAUUCUGGACCUACUCCGCUUCAUGGUACUCUAUGGCAUGAACAACGGCCAUCACAGUACAUCUGAGAAGGAAAGGAUUGUCGACUUCUUCGAAACCUUCAUUCCUCAGUUCUUCGAGCUUCCUGAGGACAAGGUCCAAGACCGCCUUCGUGACAUUGACAGAGAGUCUGCGGAAGAGGACGUCGAGGAGCAGCUCCCGGCCGAGUUGACUAAUGGCCGCUCUCGCCGCAAUGGCAAGAAGUCCGACCUUCUGCGAGGCGUUCUUGAUCCUGGCCGCAAUGGCACCAAGAGUCGUAAGGAGAAGGAAGGCAGCACUGCCUCUGGUAGCAAGGAGAGCACGCCUGACACCGGUUCCGGCAACGAGGAAGAGAUGGCCGAUGCUCCCGAUGAGCCAGUCGCCUCCGAGACGUCCAAUGAACGUUGGCUUCCCAUCGUGCCUCGCGCGACGGUAGUGAAGGGAGCUAACCCCUUACUGGACUCUGAGGGCGAGUUGAAGGCGGAUGGCUUCUUCCCUCGUCCUUGGUACCACUUCUUCUGCAACCAGACCAUUUACGUGUUCUUCACCAUUUUCUCAACCCUCUACAAGCGUCUCAAAGCAGCGAAAGAGAGCCAAGACAGUGUUUUGGAACAGAUUAUACGGUCUGAGAACAAGAAGCCUGCCAAGCAACUCGGCAUUGCCAUCAACGAGAUCAACUACUUCGAUAAGAACGACACCGCUUCGUUCUGGCCCAAGACAGUUGAGCUCAUCGAAGACUAUAUCAUGGGCGAGAUCGACGACAACCGUUACCAAGAAGUCCUACGUCACUACUACCUCAAGAAGGGAUGGACGCUAUACACUGUCCAGGACCUCCUCAAGACGCUCUGCCGGCUGUCACUUGUCUGCACGAGUACCGACUCCAAGGAGAAGACGCCAGACUUGAUCAGCCAAUUCCUGAACAGCCGGGCUCAAGAGGAGACGAGCUACCAGACUGAGAUUAGUGCACGCACUUUUGCACAGAAGUGCGUCAAAGAUGGCGACAUGUUCUUGAUCUGCUGGUUCCCCAACAAGAGCGAGGCAACUGUUCGCUGGUUGCAACGUGAUGAGACUACCUUCCACAUGGAUGAGAUGGAGCUCCGUGAACGAUGGCAAUACUACAUCUCUUCCUUCAUGCGCGUGGAACCUACGGAAGGAGUUCCCCGUUCACGCCUCCAGAAGUCGGUUCUGGCUCGCAAUCUCCCAUCCAGCGACGUUGAUUCGGACGACGGCAAUGUUCCCAAACCGCUGCAAUUCGAGGAGAAUCUGGUCUUGAGGAUAUGCCUGAAUUCGAACAAGAUCGUCUGGGAGGAGGGCACUUCAGAGUAUUUCAUAUACAACACUGUACCUGAACUCCCCGAGGAGAAGGCGGCUGCCGACGAACGCAUGUCCGCUCUCCAUGAGCACCGCGACCAACGAUUCAAGGAGAAGUUCGUUAUGAACAGCCCUUGGAUGCGCAACGUCAACCAGGACGAGGUGCAGAAGGCCAAUGAGAAAUACCAGAAUUGGCUCAAGGACGGAGUGGCGCCGACGUCGAGCGUCCGGGAUGACGAGAUGGAGGAUGUCGAGUAG